ACAUAUCGUGGCACCGUUGCACAAUAUAUAACCGUUCAAAAAAGGCAAAGAGCCAGCGAAGAGCCAGAGACUCGAGAGGAGAGAGUGUGUGUGUGUAUGAGAGAGACGCAUCAAGAAAAAAAGCCAAUACAGACAGACAGAGAGUGAGAAACAGAGAGACGCGUCGUCGUUUCGUCCUCUUGUCGUCUCUGAGAGCUUCGAUCGAGUCGCAUUUUCGGAGGAGAAAUGGCGGAUCAGUACUUGCUUGGAUGGAUCUUGGCCUCUGUGCUGGGCCUCGUGGCGCUGUACAGAACGCUGGUGAAGAGGAACGACGAUCGUCGCAGCGCUUUGGCGGAGAAGAGAAGCGAGUGCGUGAAGAGCGUCAUGGUCUCGAAUGGAGAAUGCAGAUCUAUUGACGGCGAUGUCGACGUUAUAAUCGUCGGAGCAGGCGUCGCCGGCGCCGCUCUGGCUCACACUCUCGGCAAGGAUGGACGUCGAGUUCAUGUGAUUGAACGAGACUUGCAAGAGCCAGACCGAAUUGUUGGUGAACUACUACAACCUGGAGGCUACCUCAAAUUAAUUGAGCUGGGACUAGAAGAUUGUGUGGAGGAAAUUGAUGCUCAGCAGGUGUUCGGCUAUGCCCUUUUCAAGGACGGGAAAAAUACUAAACUCUCUUACCCCUUGGAGAAAUUUCACUCAGAUGUGUCUGGAAGGAGCUUCCACAAUGGCCGUUUCAUACAGAGGAUGCGGGAGAAGGCUGCAACUCUUCCCAAUGUGCAAUUGGAGCAAGGAACAGUUACUUCUCUGCUUGAAGAAAAGGGAACAAUUAAAGGUGUGCAAUACAAGAAUAAGACUGGCCAAGAGAUGACAGCAUAUGCACCUCUUACUAUUGUUUGUGAUGGUUGUUUCUCCAACUUGCGUCGCUCUCUUUGUGAUCCUAAGGUGGAUGUGCCUUCUUGUUUUGUUGGGUUAAUCCUGGAGAAUUGCGAUCUUCCGCAUGCAAAUCACGGACAUGUUAUAUUAGCAGACCCUUCUCCUAUUUUGUUCUAUCAAAUCAGUAGUACAGAGGUUCGUUGUCUGGUUGAUGUACCUGGACAAAAAGUUCCUUCCAUUUCAAAUGGUGAAAUGGCAAAGUAUUUGAAGGCUGUGGUGGCUCCUCAGAUUCCCCCUCAACUUUAUGAUGCCUUCAUAGCUGCAGUUGAUAAGGGUACCAUAAGGACAAUGCCCAACAGAAGCAUGCCAGCCGCUCCCUAUCCUACUCCUGGAGCACUAUUGAUGGGAGAUGCAUUCAACAUGCGCCACCCUCUAACAGGGGGAGGAAUGACCGUGGCAUUGUCUGAUAUCGUUGUGCUGCAGAAUCUUCUCAGGCCUUUGACCAACCUAAAUGAUGCAUCCACACUGUCGAAAUAUCUUGAAUCGUUUUACACACUGCGCAAGCCAGUGGCAUCCACUAUAAAUACAUUGGCAGGGGCCCUUUACAAGGUCUUUUCUUCUUCACCUGAUCAAGCGAGGAAAGAAAUGCGUCAGGCUUGCUUCGAUUACCUAAGUCUCGGAGGUGUAUUCUCUAAUGGACCAGUAUCUCUACUCUCAGGACUCAACCCUCGCCCAUUGAGUUUGGUUCUCCAUUUCUUCGCUGUUGCAGUAUACGGUGUUGGUCGACUGUUGCUGCCAUUUCCAUCGCCUAAACGCGCCUGGAUUGGAGCCAGAUUAAUUUCUAGUGCCUCAGGAAUCAUAUUCCCCAUAAUUAAGGCCGAAGGAGUUAGACAAAUGUUUUUUCCUGCGACUGUUCCAGCAUAUUACAGAGCACCUGUCUCUAGUGAGAAGCAAAUGAAAAAGACUGAAGAUAGCAUAAAUUGAAGGUUUUGAGAAAACCGUGCUGCCGGCAGAGGCUCCGAUUUGGACUGCCACCCGCCAUUCCUUGUGCGAAGUUGAAGGGGGAGGAUGGUGAAUGCAAAAAACAGAGAUUUGUUGUAGUAACCGCAGAUUUUGUUUUCUAGGACUCUUUCUUUCUAUGUGUUUAUUCCUUUAUUUUUUUUUUUCAAGUACAUAAUUGAAAGAAAAAGACUUCUAAUGUCC
Prunus dulcis (almond) is the source of this 2055-nucleotide messenger RNA. RefSeq names its product squalene monooxygenase SE1-like. The record is from RefSeq and is a predicted model, not a curated record. Gene Ontology annotation, molecular function: flavin adenine dinucleotide binding; squalene monooxygenase activity. The transcript is spliced from 8 exons. Gene Ontology annotation, biological process: sterol biosynthetic process. Gene Ontology annotation, cellular component: membrane; endoplasmic reticulum. The coding region runs from base 226 to 1836 and encodes 536 amino acids. NCBI's taxonomy places the organism in Eukaryota, Viridiplantae, Streptophyta, Magnoliopsida, Rosales, Rosaceae.